AUGUCGGAAACUCUGUGCGGCGAAGACUCUCCACCACCCAUCGCCGAAUCUAGAUCCAGUCCUCUCGUGAUUGAAAUCCCCGACUUAUGUGCGAAUUCCAUCUACGAUAUCGAUGAUCUGAUUGACGACGAAGGGGAGCGUAUACGAUUCUCGUCUUCCUACGACGACGAGAGAGAUAGGGCGACGAAGAAGCGUCCAGCCCUUUUCGAUGAUAGUGGUGAGGCAGUUAACGAAUCCUCCUAUGCGUCAUCCUCUGCCAGCAGUGCAAGAACUGGUGACGGCAUCGCCGAAAGACCUACGUUAAACGGCGCGCCGCCAUGUUUCAUGGAAAGCGCAAAUUCGAUCGAAAUCCCUGAAACACUAUCAGCGAUCGAGCCAUCGCACCAUUCUACGUCUCCCUUGGUGUUAAGAGUGAUGGGGAAAUGGCUGGACCCGGAACCGCACCGAUAUCUUGUCCUGUGUUGGAUUGUUCCUGAAGAAGAUGAAGAGUCUAAUUCGGAACUCAACCGUUGCCUUCAUGAGUACGAUAAAAAGAUCUUGCGAGACUUCAUACAAGAGGAAUGUUCGUCUCUUUCGAGAUCGCGGAAACGCUCGCCGCCAGAGGACGGCCAGAGUUCUAAUCAGCACCCUAAGACCCAUACGAUGGCCUCUGUAUCUAAGAAUCACCGCUAUCCCUCUCGUCAGGUAGAGGAAAAUCUCUUCCUCGACGCGGAUGUGCGUCUCGCCGACCUCCAAACAGGGGACGGGAACCGGUGUUUAUAG
Messenger RNA from Rhinocladiella mackenziei CBS 650.93, 762 nucleotides. RefSeq lists its product as uncharacterized. The coding region runs from base 1 to 762 and encodes 253 amino acids. NCBI's taxonomy places the organism in Eukaryota, Fungi, Ascomycota, Eurotiomycetes, Chaetothyriales, Herpotrichiellaceae. The record is from RefSeq and is a predicted model, not a curated record. The transcript has 2 exons.